Molecule: messenger RNA, 671 nt
Organism: Lolium rigidum
Lineage: Eukaryota; Viridiplantae; Streptophyta; Magnoliopsida; Poales; Poaceae
Exons: 6
Coding region: 199-645 (148 amino acids)
Source: RefSeq, a predicted model, not a curated record
UUACUACUCAGGAAACUGUGCUUCAAAAGCACAUCUCUAGCCCGUUCGUACAUAAACAUUCCCAUUCCGGAGGUAUUUGAUAUACAUGCCAGAUACGGGAAUCAGCCAUAUGAAGUAGAAUGGCACGGAUCAGAUGCAAGGGCUGACCCUGUUGAGAUAACAUUGUAUGCUUUGUCCAAAGAAGAAAGAGAUUUCACUAUGGGAAAGUACUAUAAGAUGACAUUUAUUGCCACAGAGGUCGAGAAUUCUGAUGGCUGCUAUUCACGACCUGGAAGGUAUGCUGGAAAAAUAUCCCUAAUGGAAAUGCUUACAGAUGCACCUACAACUGCUUCUGCAAAGAAGAGAGGCAUGGAUUGUUUGCAGGUAAUAUUGCUAAGCCGACGUUGCCAUCAGCAAGAAACACAAAAAACUGCAUUGUCUACAGAAAAAUCUUCCAUGGCUUCUCCAUCUGGCGAAUCACCAAAUACAACAGCAGAUAGCAGAGCUUUAGACGCCACACCAAGCAAAGACAUCAUAGAAAAGGCCGAAUCCGAUGUAGACGAUGAUGUCAGCUCUGUGUCUGAGAGAAAGAAGAGCAAGGCCACUGCCUCAGAUUCUGCAUCGACUAAGAAACAGGUCAGCAAGGCGCUCUUCCCACGCCAAUAAAGACGAUGUCACUUGCCAGUAAGCAU